This is a messenger RNA of Paramecium sonneborni, 638 nucleotides long. The record is from the annotation of a GenBank genome assembly. Lineage: Eukaryota; Ciliophora; Oligohymenophorea; Peniculida; Parameciidae.
UAUAAUAUUAAAAAUAAUUAUAAUGGAAGAAUUAGGUAUACGUCCUGAAACAUCUAAAUGCUCAAGAAUGGAAAAGCGUAGAUUGGUAUCGCAAAGUCAUCAAAGGUAAGAAUCAAGUCAAGCUCCAAGAAUUAAUGGAAUUACUUUAUAAUAAUAUUUUCGAGAAAGUAACUUUAGAGUACUGGAAAUUAAUGAAGAUGAAUGGGACAAUUAAUAAGUUGUAUAGACACUUGCACCUCCACUUCAAAAUAACAAUUUUCGUAUUAAAACAGAUAAAAAAAUAAACAAUAAAAAACUACUAUAAAGAUCUCCUGUUUAAAACUUAACCAUUAGCAAAGACUUUAAUCAACGUAAAAUUAAUAGAGUACGUAAAAUUUUUGAUUAUUUUAUAGCCUCAUAUAACAUCAAAUGAAUUCUUUAAUAACGAAGAUGACCUCAGAAAAACUAAAAUAGAACUUAAAUAUGGUCGCCUAAAAGAAGAUGUAAUCAAUCGUUUUGGUAAUCCUGAAUAGGAUCUGAUCAACAAAUAUGCAGAAAAAUUUAAUAUAAAUAGAGAACCUCCAAAAUUGACUUUAGCACCCAGAGAACUAUUUACAAAAAUUAAGUGAAUAUUAUUCUUUUUUUUUUUUCAUUGCCAC